AUGAAAAAGUUUUUAAUUGCAAUUCUUUUUAAUUAUUACUAUCCGAAAUUCAGACAUCACUACAAUCAAUACAAAGAAAGUCAGUUAGCUGAAUAUUGUUCAAAGGAUUACAAUAGAUAUUUAAAGAUGUGCUCAAAGGUUCAUACCAACUUUUUGGUGGAGGGAAAGAAUGGCGAUCGUUUGGUGUUGCCAUCAAAGGUGGUGCCAUCGCGUUACCAAUUGCACUUGUCGCCAGACGUCGUCAAGUUUGUAUUCGACGGUCAAGUAGAUAUCGAUUUGCGUGUCGUCGAGGAGACCAACGUCAUCGUCAUCCACUGUUUGGAUAUCGAUAUUAAGCACGCCGAAGUAGCCGGACAAGUCGCUAGCAACAUUGCUUUCGACACUCACGACGAAGUCGCCAUCAUAACAUUCCCAGCUGCGCUUGCCAAGGGAUCGACACCGACAUUGAAAAUCACCUAUUCCGGUAUUCUCAAUGAUAAGCUCAAGGGAUUCUACCGUUCAAAGUACGUGGUGAACGGUGAGGAUCGUUACAUUGGAACCACCCAAUUCGAGGCGACCGACGCACGUCGUGCCUUCCCCUGUUUCGACGAGCCAAGUCUCAAGGCUGUCUUUGACAUCAAGAUUACCGUGCCAAACCACUUGACUGCACUCUCCAACAUGCGUGACACCGAGACCAAAGACAACUCCAACGGUACCAAGACCGUGUCGUUCGGUCAGACACCAGUGAUGAGCACCUACCUCGUUGCGUUCGUCGUUGGUGAACUCAGCUACGUCGAGGGUGUCACCAAGGGAGGUGUCCGCACCCGUAUCUACCAAGUCAUCGGCAAGGCAGAUACCGGUGAUUUCGCACUCGAUGUUGCCAUUCGUGCACUCGACUUUUUCUGUGAGUACUUCCAGAUUCCAUUCCCCAUGGAUAAAUGCGACCACAUUGCCAUUCCAGAUUUCAGUUUCGGUGCCAUGGAGAAUUGGGGUUUGAUUACCUAUCGUGAGACUAUUCUCUUGACAUCGCCAGCCACCGCUCUCCGUACCAAAAAGACAAUCGCCUCGGUCAUCGGUCACGAGUUGGCACAUCAAUGGUUCGGUAAUUUGGUCACCAUGGAAUGGUGGUCUCAACUCUGGUUGAACGAAGGUUUCGCCACUUUCAUGGGUGAUCUCGUCACCAACCAUCUCUUCCCAGAGUGGGGAGUCUGGUUGGACUUUGCCAACAUGUACCGUAACGGUGCACUCGGUCUCGAUGCCAUGGAAAACUCGCAUCCCAUCGAAGUUCCAGUGUACAGUUCAUCGCAAAUCAAUGAAAUCUUUGACGCCAUCUCUUACAACAAGGGUGCCUGCGUCAUUAUGAUGUUGGCAUCGCGUUACGGUGAGAACUUCCGUCUCGGUCUCACUCACUACCUCAACAAAUUCUCCUACCAAAACACCAACACCGAAGAUCUCUGGGAUUCCAUCGCUCACAUUGCCAAGUCAAACGUCAAAGAAUUCAUUGAUUCCUAUACCAAAUAUUCUGGUUAUCCAGUUAUUACUUUCAGACCAACUUCAACACCAGGACAAUUUGAAUUAUCACAAAAGCAAUUCAGAUUUGCACCAAAGGAAGGAGCUGUCGAUCCACUUUGGAAUUGUUAUAUCAAGGUUCAAACUGACAAUGGUGAACACGAGUUGGUUUUGAGCGAAAAGUCAACUGUUGUUACUAUUCCAAAUUUCAAUGCCAACGGUUGGAUGAAGCCAAACUUUGGUCAAGCCGGUUACUAUCGUAUUGCCUACGAUGAAUCGAUUAUCAAGUCGUUGCUCCCACAAAUUCAAUCGAUGAAAUUGCCAGCUGUCGAUCGUCUCGGUUUGCUGAGUGACUCUGUCUCGCUCUCCAAGGCCGGUCAAUUGCCAAUCACUGCAUUCCUCGACUUGGCAGCUGCGUCGACCGCCGAAACUGAAUUCACCAUCUGGUCUUACAUCAUCGAUUCACUCACCCGUCUCAGUCAGAUAGUCGAGCGCUGCCCAUUCAACAGCGAGUUGAACAACUUCCUCGUCAAGCUGCUCACACCAGUCUCCAAGAAACUCGGAUUCGAUCCAAUCCAAGGAGAAGCUCCAGGAAAUGUAUUGUUGCGUGAGAAGGUCAAUACUCGUCUCGGUGUUCUCGGACAAGCCGACAUUGUCGCCGAAUCACGUAAGCGUUUCGAGCAACUCAAGUCAGGUCAAUCGAUUCCAAGCGACGUCCGUUCCGUCGUCUUUGCCACCGUUAUUGCCAACGGUGGUGAGAAUGAAUACAACCAAUUGGUCGAAUUCUACAAGGCAUCCAAGGAUAACUCUGAGCGUCAAGCCGUUCUCCAAGUUAUUGGACAAUCGUCGGUUGAAUCGCUCGUCGCCAAGGCAUUGGACUUCUCUUUGUCCACCGAUGUCCGUUCACAAGACACCUUUAUCGUGUGGCUCAGCGUAAACCACAAGUUGCGUGACCACUCAUGGAAGUAUUUCGUACAAAACUUUGAUGAUAUCUACAAGAAAUUCCAAGAGAGUGGACUCUUCCAUCGUAUGAUCUCUGCCACCAUGACAGCUACUCUCACCCCAGAGAAAUUGAAAGUUGUCGAACAAUUCUUUGAACAACACAGCAUCCCAAUUGCUGAGCGUUCAAUCAAGCAAGAUCUCGAAUCAAUCUAUGACAACAAUCGUUGGUUGGCCGCCAUCGAAUCUCAAGUUAAUCAAUGGUUGCAAUCUCACAAAUAA
Messenger RNA from Heterostelium album PN500, 2709 nucleotides. Its product is annotated as M1 family metallopeptidase. NCBI's taxonomy places the organism in Eukaryota, Evosea, Eumycetozoa, Acytosteliales, Acytosteliaceae. The coding region runs from base 1 to 2709 and encodes 902 amino acids. Gene Ontology annotation, cellular component: cytoplasm. Gene Ontology annotation, molecular function: zinc ion binding; metalloaminopeptidase activity; peptide binding. The transcript has 3 exons. Gene Ontology annotation, biological process: peptide catabolic process; proteolysis. The record is from RefSeq and is a predicted model, not a curated record.